This is a messenger RNA of Lucilia cuprina (Australian sheep blowfly), 1045 nucleotides long. RefSeq names its product mucin-5AC. The transcript is spliced from 3 exons. NCBI's taxonomy places the organism in Eukaryota, Metazoa, Arthropoda, Insecta, Diptera, Calliphoridae. The record is from RefSeq and is a predicted model, not a curated record. The coding region runs from base 66 to 1013 and encodes 315 amino acids.
UCGAGAAAUAAGAAACUAAUAAAACAGAACUUUAUCUUUAAUUUUUAAAUUGGAAAAUAAUUUAAAUGACUUGGAAAAGUGUAAUUUUUAGUUUAUUACUCAUACAUUUUGCCACAAAAUCGACGAUAGAAGGUCUUCAAUGUUAUGUCUGUGAAGAUUGUAAUGAGUAUGAAGAUUUUAAAGAAUUGCAUAUAUGUGGUGAAAUACCCGUUGUGGUAACGGAUAAACCUUUAACACUACCGGGUACUUUGGAAGGUGGUGCAACAGUUAAGCCAGCGGUUGACAUCACACUGAAACCAUCUAACAAACCCAACUUAAGACCAACAUUAUCACCGAAUAAUGAGGAUUAUAACGACAGUGAGGAGUCACAUAAUGAAGUUAAUGUAAUAAAUACUUAUACGAAAACAACCACAAAGCCGGCUACAACAACCGCUUCAACGAGUAAAACUACCACCAAACCCACCAUCACAUCGGCUGUAAACUCCCCAACUGCUACCGAGCAGAAAACAACUACAACAACAACCCAGUCUGCUACUCUAAAAGAAACAACUAAAACAACAACAACGACUACUGCUGUUAAAACAACACCUUCUACGGCUGCUAUUACAGCUGCUGCAGCCACCCAGAAACCGAAUCCAGCAGCAAUAGCGGACUAUGAUGAUUAUUUAGAAUAUGAAGAUCCUGCUACUGACAGACGUAGUGUUCAAUCUUUAUUAAAAAUUAAUGAACCUGUCUGUUAUAUGAUUAAAUACCAAGUAAAUAACACCAUUAUGACGAAUCGUGGCUGCACAAAUUUUAUUAAUGCCAACAAAUAUUUGACCUGUCAAUCAUUAUAUAAUGGUGCUCCCAUGGAGUCUUGUCGUAUAUGCUCUUCCAACGGUUGUAAUAAAUAUCUUUCCGGUGAUAGUGAAGAAGAUGAACAUGGUUUACCCAUGAAUUCUACCGGUAUUAAGGAAAAGUUUGGCUUUGUAGUGCUAUUAUUUUGGAUUUUAUUAAAUCGUUGUUUAAUUUAAAUAAAUAUUUAUUAAAUGUAGAUUUUUUAAAA